Messenger RNA from Mercurialis annua (annual mercury), 901 nucleotides. Its product is annotated as 30S ribosomal protein 3, chloroplastic-like. Bases 119 to 649 code for a protein of 176 amino acids. Gene Ontology annotation, biological process: translation. Lineage: Eukaryota; Viridiplantae; Streptophyta; Magnoliopsida; Malpighiales; Euphorbiaceae. Gene Ontology annotation, cellular component: ribosome. Gene Ontology annotation, molecular function: structural constituent of ribosome. The transcript has 2 exons. The record is from RefSeq and is a predicted model, not a curated record.
CAGUGAUUCAGUGAAGAACAAAUACCAAAACACAAUGCUCUAAUUCUCCUCCCAUAGAAUCAAUCAUCCUCUAUCCUUAACUUCUUACUCCCUCUAAAAUCCCAAAACAAAAAUCAAAAUGUUCUCCAUAACAGCAAUUCAAUCUUCUAUAAGUCCUGCUCUAACAUUUUCACCAAUUCCUUAUCAAACACCCUUAUCCAAGCCGAUCAAAACAAGCAUUUUCGUUAAUCCAAAACCAAAUCUCCUCCACUCAUCAAGAAUUAUCAACCCAGAAUCAAGAAACCCAAGAUUACCAACUUUUGCAUCCGCCGAAGCUCUCACCGUAGAAGAAGAAGCUCCAGAAAUUGAAGAACCCAUUUCAGAGCAAAUUGAGGUGGCUGUGAAGCAAGUGGAGAAGCCAAGAUUGGUAUUGAAGUUUAUAUGGAUGGAGAAGAACAUUGGAUUGGCACUUGAUCAGGUAAUUCCUGGACAUGGUACAAUUCCUUUGAGUCCCUACUUUUUUUGGCCGAGAAAAGAUGCUUGGGAAGAGCUUAAGACUACUUUAGAGAGUAAGCCAUGGAUUUCUCAGAAGAAAAUGAUUAUAUUGCUUAAUCAGGCUACUGAUAUUAUCAAUUUGUGGCAGCAAAGUGGUGGCAAUCUUACCUCUUGAGUUGGUAAAUUUUGUUACAAUUGCAUCCUGUUGUAUCAUUGAUUAAUUAUGUUCAUGGAUGCUGUAUUUGUGUUUGCAUUGCUAAUUUUUGUAAUUCUAUCAUGUUUUGGCAUUUCGCAUUAAUUUGAAUUUAGAGUUGUCAUUCUACCAGUUUAUAGUUCCGAGCUAUGUUCUGAAACUGUAAAAUUCUAUAUUUAUAAUGUAAUCUUGUAAAAAAUGUUAUUUCAUUUGUUUCGGCAUUUUUCGUUUCAA